This is a messenger RNA of Plasmodium gallinaceum, 1530 nucleotides long. RefSeq names its product thiamin-phosphate pyrophosphorylase, putative. Gene Ontology annotation, cellular component: cytoplasm. Gene Ontology annotation, molecular function: thiamine-phosphate diphosphorylase activity. Gene Ontology annotation, biological process: thiamine biosynthetic process. Bases 1 to 1530 code for a protein of 509 amino acids. The transcript has a single exon. The record is from RefSeq and is a predicted model, not a curated record. Lineage: Eukaryota; Apicomplexa; Aconoidasida; Haemosporida; Plasmodiidae.
AUGAUGAAAAGUUAUAAUUUUAUCAAAUCAAUAAAAAGAAGUAUUAACUAUUCUUUGUAUUUAGUUACUGAUGAUAAAUUUUUAAAAGAUAAAGAAAAUGUAUGUCAACAUUUUAUUGACAAAAUUGUUGAAGGAGUUUUAGGAGGUGUUAGUUUGGUGCAGUUAAGGUUAAAAAAAUCUGAUGAUAUAUAUUUUUAUAACAUGGCUGUAAAAGUGAAAAAUAAAUUAAACCAGCAUAAUAUUCCCUUAAUUAUAAAUAAUAGAUUGGAUAUAUGCUUAAGUGUUGAUGCAGAUGGAGUUCAUUUAGGGAAAACUGAUAUACCUCUUAACAUAGCUAGAAAUGUAUUAGGAGAAAAAAAAAUUAUCGGUGCAACAAUAAAUUUUAGUGAUGAAAAAGACAUUGAAAUGGCUAUAAAUAAUAAUAUAGAUUACAUAGCUCAUGAACAUUCUUUAUAUGAUUCUGAAACAAAAAAAACAACUAGCUCGUAUGCAGUAGGUUUAAUAGAACAAAUAAAUCUUUUACAGUGUAAAAUAAAGUGUCUUAAAGAAAAAAGGAAAAUUUCUCCAUAUUCUAAAAUACCUCCUAUUUUAUUAAUAGGUGGUAUUAAUACUAUGAAUAUAAAAGAAACUAUGAUAAAUUUUUAUGAUAUAUGUUCAGGUAUAGCUAUUGCUUCAGGGAUUAUCGGUGAAUAUAGCAACCCAUUUUUAAAUGCACUUAAAUUAAGAUUUAUAAUUGAUAAAUAUAAAAAUAACUAUAAUAUUGCCUUUAUUAAUAUGUAUAGCAACUUGUUAAAUUAUUUAUUUUAUAAAAUUACUAAUAAUGAAGUAUGUAUAAAAAAUAUAUUAAAGGAAAAGAAUGAGCAAGAAAAUAAAAAUUUUAUGAAUGAAGUAGUUACAAAUGCUAAUAUAAAAAAAAAUGUACUCAAUUUUUUUAUAAAUAAUUGUAAACAUAAAAUUCUUCAAUUAAAUCAAUCUAUAAUAAACAAUAGCAAAAUAAAAGUUUACCUUUAUGAAUCCAAAUUUUUAUAUUCAAAUAAUCAAAGCUCCUCUAUUGUAAAUAAUUCACACUACGAUGAGUGUGUGAUUAAGUGGAUAGAGAAAAAUAAAAACGAAAGUAUUAAAAAUAAAAUAUUUAUUUUAAUUGGUGAAGAAAUUCUUCAUUUGUUUAAAAAAUAUUUUCAACCUGAAUUUUUUAAGUUAAAUUUUUUUUUCUUAAUAGAGAAAAAUUCUCAAAUUAGUUAUGACUCAUUUAAACAUUUUGAAUAUGAUAUAGAAAAUGUUUCUAUAAAAUAUGCGGAAAAUUUUAUUAAUAUAAUUUUAAAAAACAAUUUUUUUAAUGAUGAUAAAGUUUUAAUUUUAGGAUUAUUUUUAUCAUAUUUUUUAAUUACUCAAGAAAAAAUAGCACCUCAAUUUUUAUCAAAAAUUAUAACUGAAAGUAAUAGUAUAGAUGAUGACACAUUAUUGAAAUGUAUUGGUGCAAUAGAUAUUUCACUGAAAUUAUUAGGAAAUAAGCAAAUUAUAAAAAUUUGA